Melitaea cinxia (Glanville fritillary) is the source of this 2387-nucleotide messenger RNA. Its product is annotated as zinc finger protein 471-like. NCBI's taxonomy places the organism in Eukaryota, Metazoa, Arthropoda, Insecta, Lepidoptera, Nymphalidae. Gene Ontology annotation, molecular function: DNA-binding transcription factor activity, RNA polymerase II-specific; RNA polymerase II transcription regulatory region sequence-specific DNA binding. Gene Ontology annotation, biological process: regulation of transcription by RNA polymerase II. The coding region runs from base 234 to 2387 and encodes 717 amino acids. The record is from RefSeq and is a predicted model, not a curated record. Gene Ontology annotation, cellular component: nucleus. The transcript has 14 exons.
UUAUGGCUUAACUGAACACCUUUGUCUGUCAUCCGUGAUCUGCUUUGCUUUCUGAUUAUAAGUGUGAAGUUCUUCAAAAAUGGACUUGUGUUGAGAAUUUAGAUACAAACUAAACGUCAAUUGGCAAGAUGGAUUGAUAGUUACAUGUUUACAAAAUAAUGCACGAUCCCUUGUCAACAAUAUUCCCGAUACAUUUUUAUAGCUUAGAGAUUUCGAGCAAAUGACUUUUUACAAUGGGAGAUCAAGUAUUAUAUUGUCCUCUUUGUUGUAAUGCUACAUUUGAGUCGAAACAAUCUCUUAUUGAACAUAUAUCAAUUAUAACGUCAAAUUUAGUAUGUCCCCUAUGUACAACUAGAUUAUCUUCAGUAGAACAACUCACAGAUCAUUUAAAACACGAUGAUUGCGAACUUACAAAUCCUGUUCAAACUAUCAUAUUUGAUACUAAUACGCAAAUUGAAAAGAAUGAGAAUGCCUUAGAUAAUUCUAAUCUAAAAUUAGAACUACAUAAAGAUGGUAAUAAGCUACAAAACGAUAAUGUAGAUGAUAGUGUAUCAUCACAAGCAGUUAAAUUGAGUAGUGAUUCGGACGUUGGCAAAAUGUAUGUUGAAUUGCUGAGCAAGCAAAUGAUGAAGCCGUGCCUACAGACACAAGAGCUAAAGUUGGUGAAAGAGGAUGGACAGAGCCGUUAUGUGAUCCUGACAGAUGAGGAUUCCAUGUUAAGCCAGGGUGUUUCAAUUGUAACUAAACAAAACAAUGAUGGAACUAUAUCAUUAACUGCUCUUAAAGAAGAAGAUGCAGAUAAAAAUCAAGAAGAAAUUUACAGUUGUAACACAUGCGGUGUGUCAUUUUCAUCAGUCUUGGAACACAUACAAAAUUAUCACAACAAUCAAGAUGUUGUGGUUGAGGAGCCUAUGGAAGAAAGUAUUCCAAUAGAAUAUGAGGCAGUACAGAAUGAAGAGGUGUUAGCAGAUAAACAACAGUCACGACGAAUGAUAACAGAGACAGGGGACAUUAUUGAGGCACCAUUGACAGAAAAUGAAGAUAUAGAAAAAUCAAUGAAUGUAGUUAUUCCAGCAAAGGAGACAGCAGAUAAAAAGGGUAGAGGUACACGGCAGUAUAUUCAAAUGGAGAAAUUCUGUAACAGUCUUAUAAAGGACAUCAAACCUCCUGAUGAAAAAAAUGGACCAUACCACAAUGUCGUUGUAAAGGAAAUGCAAACAACAGCGGGUAAUAAAAUGAAGGUUUACAAUUGCAUGUCUUGCAAUAUUUAUGUCUCAUCAUUGUCGGAAUUCAAACAACAUCCGUGUAAAAUAUUAAAAUACUCAUGUCCACAAUGUCCCGUCGCCUAUGAAAACUCAAAAUCAUUAUGUGCACAUAUGAAAGUACAUAAAACCAGAGAAGACAACAGUUUUUUAUCAUCUCUGAAGUUUGAGUGUGAGAUAUGUUCUACGAUAUUCCUUACGAGCAAAUCUUUAAAACUUCACAAGAGGAUGCACGACCCUAUCAAAUCUCGUCCAAUAGAGCCACCCGUAGAUACAACGGGGGGUAAUGUAGCAGGUGACCACAAGUUCCUGUGUCCAAUAUGUGAUAAGUUGAUACCGAUUGACUACCGCACCAUACAUAUGAACUCUCACAAAGGUAGCAAUAAAAUGAACUGUGAUAUAUGCAACAAGAAGUUUCACUCCAGGGAGUAUUUGGAUAUGCAUAUGAGCGUGCAUAACAUCGAUAAGGUAGUAGUCGGUAAACAAGACAAGUCGCUGCCAUAUACGUGCCUAUAUUGCAACAGGAAGUUCGCAAGACCGCAUGAAAAGGUGAAACACGAGCGGAUACAUACUGGCGAGAAGCCGCACUCGUGCGAGAUCUGCGGCAAGUCGUUCCGCGUGUCGUACUGCCUCACGCUGCACAUGCGCACGCACACGGGCGCGCGCCCCUACGCCUGCCCGCACUGCAACAAGAGGUUCAAGGCUCACAGCGUGUACAAUCAUCACCUGUUGACGCACUCAGAAGUACGCGCCUACAAAUGCCCCUACUGCCCUAAAGCCUUCAAGACAUCUGUACAGCUAGCAGGACACAAGAAUUCUCAUACCAAGCCUUUCUCGUGCCAGCAGUGCAACCGCCCGUUCGCGUCGCUGUACGCGGUGCGCGUGCACAUGGAGAUCCACUCGCGGCAGAACAGCCUGAAGUUCUCGUGCGCGCUGUGCGGCGCCAGCUACGCGCGCGCCUUCGCGCUCAAGGACCACGUCAAGCAGGCGCACCAGCGGGACGUCGACGCCUCGGACGCCGCGCUACUUAAAGAUGAAGACUGUAUGGUGCAAGAAACUACAGACAUCGACUCUGAUGGAAUUAACCUAAAUAAAGAUUUGCCUCAAGAGGUAAGGCAUACUUAA